AGGUAAAUAAACCACGCAAUUGUCAAUCCAUCUAGUGUCGGCAGGUCUGUUGCUCACCAGGAGCUGCGGAAUGUUUGGUGAAAUACGUUGCAUUUGAGCAAAAAGAGAACUCAGCACCAACGGAGAAACGCACCGCCAUGGGAAAGGACGUGAAUCUUGACUGUACGCAAAAUCUGGUACAUCCCGACUGGGAAAUACUAGAUCCAACGCCAGACAUUUUCGCCCUCUUCCCGCUGUUCGAUCGGAAGUUCUUCCAGGGCCGACUGUCUUGUGUACAACUGGAGUGGAGUAAGAAAAUGUACAACUGUGCUGGAAUAUGCUAUCAACGCUCAAAUCGACUGGGGAAAAGCUGCAUUAUAAGACUGAGCGAGCCGCUGCUCAAGCUGCGGCCACGGAAGGAUUUGAUCCAAACGCUUCUGCAUGAAAUGAUACACGCCUACUGCUUUGUGUUGGGAAUCCGCGAAGGAAAUGGGGGGCACGGGCCGACGUUUAAAAAAAUAAUGAAUGGCAUCAACAAAAUAGCAGGCACUAACAUUACGGUUUACCACAGCUUCCACGACGAAGUUGACCUGUACAAGACGCAUUGGUGGAAGUGUAACGGCCCAUGCCAGCAUCGGCAUCCGUUUUAUGGGCUGGUGAAGCGCACAACCAACCGCAAACCGGGUACGUACGACUUUUGGUGGCAAGAGCAUCAAAAUACGUGUGGCGGUGAAUUCAUCAAAAUACGCGAACCCUCCCCUAAGCGGAAGCGAGCCGUAACCAACAAGGAAAACAUAAUGGGAUCUCAGACGCCCAGUCAGCCACGCCGGUCGCAGGAUUCGAAACCGAGAGCUACUCCAAAUAAUCAGAAAAAUGUUAUAUCUAAUUACUUCAACAACUCUACCACCGUCAGUAUUCCCACGAAAAAACCGACCUACACGACUGGAGCAAAGCCAAACUUUGGCGGGGGUACGUUAGUGAUUAGAAAACCGCCGACGACGCAGACGCGUCCCGUAGUCCCAAAAAAAGAAAAGCCUCCUUCGCCCAUUCUUAAGGAACCACCUCCUGUCCAGAAACUCCCAGCGGAAGGUAACCUACGUAACGUGAGGCAGUUUAAAGACCUAUCGAGCGACGAGGAAGGUCCGCCAAAAGCAAAGAAACCUCCAGUUCCGAUAUUUUCGGGUACGGGAUUCGUGCUAGGGACAGCUUCCACCGACAGUACUGGUGCGCGAAGAAGUCGACUUUUGGACAAAUUUUCUUCAACCAGCGGCGGUGCCAAACCAUCUUCGACUAAAAAACCGCGAAUCGAGCGAACAGACCCCAAGCCUAGUAGCAGCAACGCGGUAGAAUCCAUCCUGCUAUCCGACGACUCAGAUGGCGUAUUCGAGGAGAUAGAUUUAACCGAGGUUGGGCGAACGGUAGAAAACAUCAAAAAGGAACGGCAAGAUGCGAUCAAGAAGGAAAUUGUUGAUUCGCUCACAAACGAUGAUAUGGAUGAGAUUUACCUCAUUGACGACGACUACGAUGACGAGCUGGCGGAUGAAGAGCUCUCUUCGAUCGACGAUACUCUGCUCGACCGAUCGGUUAUUGAUGAACUGUUUAACGAUAGCGAUGCGCUGAUAGAGGACUUCAAUCGUACGAAUGCACAAAUCAAGAUCGAAAAGCCGGACGACGAAAUCGUUUCGUGUCCGAUGUGUCUGAAAAAAGUGACUCGCGGUAAGAUCGGUGAUCAUCUCGAAGACUGCUAUGCGCAUAUUUCCGGUGAGCCGAGGACAGUCACCAAGAAAAAACCGCCUGCGACAAGGGAGCAAACACCGAGCGCUACAUUGUCUGGAACGAGCCGGGAUGGGAGCCGGCCAUCAACAUCGCGGGCAACGAGCAACGAUGAAAGCCGACCGUCUACAUCGGGGGCAACGCCUGCCAGAAGAGCAUCAGCUGCGUCGAAGAAAGCGGAUGAUAUGGUUACGGCUCACCAGCAACUUCUGCGUGAUUGUGGGUACGGAGAGGCAGACAUCACAGCUGUGCUGCAGGACAUCAGUAUGGAGGAAAUGCCUGCACCAACCAUGACGUCUUUGAGACAGCAAGUCCUACGGGACUGUGGCUACUCGGAAGAAGACAUAUUACGCGUGCUCGAUGACGCAUCGCCCGAGGAGUUGCAGGACAACGACGUGGAAUUUAUCUCUGCAGUGGAAAGCUGUGACUGCCCUAUCUGCGGUAAGAAGGUGGCACUCAACUUAAUAAACCAACACCUCGACCAGUGUCUCAUGAAGUAAGGUUGGAAUGUUAUGUUUGAAUAAAAAAUAACUCAUUUCGAAA
Molecule: messenger RNA, 2295 nt
Organism: Anopheles gambiae (African malaria mosquito)
Lineage: Eukaryota; Metazoa; Arthropoda; Insecta; Diptera; Culicidae
Product: DNA-dependent metalloprotease dvc-1
Exons: 2
Coding region: 138-2252 (704 amino acids)
Biological process (GO): DNA repair
Cellular component (GO): nucleus
Molecular function (GO): polyubiquitin modification-dependent protein binding; metalloendopeptidase activity; single-stranded DNA binding
Source: RefSeq, a predicted model, not a curated record